Molecule: messenger RNA, 1716 nt
Organism: Exophiala viscosa
Lineage: Eukaryota; Fungi; Ascomycota; Eurotiomycetes; Chaetothyriales; Herpotrichiellaceae
Product: cytochrome P450
Exons: 2
Coding region: 1-1716 (571 amino acids)
Molecular function (GO): heme binding; monooxygenase activity; oxidoreductase activity, acting on paired donors, with incorporation or reduction of molecular oxygen
Source: RefSeq, a predicted model, not a curated record
AUGGCGUUCAGAGCAAUUCUCUUCACUCCGCUGAUCUUGGUUUCCCUCGCCAUCGUCCUCACAGUGAUCAGGCGAACGUAUUCUUUGCUUCAGAAUUAUAUCGAAGCUCGGAAACUCGGGAUCUCCAUCGUGAUCGUCCCAGUCGAGUGGCACGAUCAAGCAUGGCUUUUGAUUCGGAAAUCGCUCAAAUGGAUCGGUUCCAUCCCUUUGCUAGGCUAUUGGUAUAAAUACAGCUAUUUGGGAUGGGUCCUGGACGAUCGACACAAACCACAUGAGAAGCUCGGUGAUGUCUUUGCCAUUGUGUCACCAAACGCGAUCGUCCUUGAGGUCAAUGAUCCACACGCCGGCCUUGUUCUACAGCGAGACUAUAAAACCUGGGUCAAGCCAAAAGAUCUCUAUGAAGUCUUUGACAUCUAUGGACCAGGUCUCGUCAGCGUCAACGGCGAAGACUGGCAACGACAUCGAAGAAUCGUGAAUCCCGCGUUCCGAGAACAAAACUACAAGCUAGUCUGGGAGGAGUCACUGAAACAGGCUGACCAAAUGCUCGAUCUCAGGAUGAACACCACCAAGGGCAUCGCCAGCAUGGCGGAUUGGCGAACAGACUUCCACCUCCUCGCCAUCCACGUUCUUUCAGCGGCGGGCUUUGGCCAUUCACACGACUUCUCCACGGGUCUGCAAGAAGUGCCCGAAGGGAAAACGAAGAGCUUCGCAGGAGCGCUGAACUUCCUGCUCAUGAACAUCUUACCGGUGAUCAUCUUCGGCAAGAUGAGAUUGCCUGGAUUUUUGACCUGGCCGAAGUAUCGCGAGCUCCACGGCGCUAUCAAGGAUUUCGGUGAGUACAUGGCGGAGACGGUGGCAUAUACCCGAGCCACGACGCAAAGUGGAGGUGGCGGUCGUCAAGCCGAUAUCGCCAGUGCUCUCAUCGAGGCCGACGAGGCGGCAAAGAGGGAGGACAAGCUCAACGGCAAGCCCUUCGGCAAGAAGCCGAACUACCUGAGUGAUGAGGAGCUAUAUGGUAAUCUGUACGCCUUCAACAUAGCUGGCUUCGACACGACUGCUGGAAGUCUCUCCUACGCAAUGCCAUUGCUGGCUUUGAACGAGGAUGUCCAGAAAUGGGUGGUUGAAGAGCUUGAUGCGGUUUUCGGGACCAAUUCGCCGGUGCAUUCAGAUUAUGAGACCAACUUCCCUAAGCUGACAAGGUGCUUAGCAGUAAUGCACGAAACGAUUCGCUUGUGGGGUCCUCUUCCAGAAAUGGCUCGCGUACCAGCUGGGGACGGCCAGAGUCUUCGAGUCGGCGACAAAGAGCUAUUCGUCACCAAGGACAUGCAGGUCUCGACCAACUUCUAUGGCAUCCACGCAGAUCCUCGCUGGUGGGGACCGGCGAGCCUCGAAUGGAAGCCUGAGCGCUGGAUCACGAAAGACAGCGACACUGGCUUGGAGAGCAUCAACUGUCCUGCGAUCGGAGCCACGUUCCUUGGGUGGAGUGCUGGGCCUAGAAUUUGCCCGGGCAAAAAGUUCAGUCAGGUCGAAUUCGUGGCCACUAUUGCCACUUUGCUGCAUAAAUUCAGGUUGAAACCCCUGGUAAUGCAGGAGCGGGGGAUGAUGGAUGAAGGCGAUGCCAGAGAGGCUCUGAGGAAAACUGUGGCUGCCUCACAAUUUAUGCUAACGACGAAGAUGAUCGCUCCGGAAAAUGCAGGUGUGGUGCUCGUGCGUUGA